AUGCACGAGCUGUUCUGGACGGCCUACGAGCAGCUCUCGGAUCAGGGCCUGGCCGCCGCUGCGGUGACGCGUCUGUUUGACGACAAUGAAGGGCAGUAUCAGCAUCGCCCCAUGCGGCAAGUACAGCCGCAAACCGUCAGCAGGUACCUGAGUCUUGGAACACGCCUGGUCCAAUUUUUGCUGCUGCUGGAGGCCAUGCCAGCCCCCGACCCGUCGAGCUUUCUGGGCCAGGUGCUUGCCAGCCGUGGCCCUGCGGUAAUCAAUGCCACCGCGGCUCUGAGGGCGGGCCUGGACGCUGAAAUGACCAAGAAAGAGCUGGUCGAGCCCCUGACGUCCCUGUGGCUGGCCCUGGUGGAGGUGGAGCUGAGCCUCUUUGACAACGACAAGGUGCACUUUGUCAACGUCUUCUUAUUGUGCACGGCCGUGUCCAAAGGAAGCGGCAUCCUGCAAGACAUCAGGCAGUGGACCACGACGCCCGCUGGACUGCUGUACGUUUUCAAAUUGUUCCUGCUUCGCCGUGGCAAGAAUGAGUCGUGGUUAGUGGCCAACGAGUUGAGGCCGUAUAUGCAGCCCGGGCGAUUGGUGCAUUUCUUGAGCCAGCGCAUGAGCAUGGCACGAACAGCGAGCGUGGCCGAGGGGCAGGCUGGAGUCGACGUCGAUAUCCGAGCCGAUGGCGACGUGACGGACGAGACGCUGCGCACCAUUGUCUAUCGAGGCAUUGAGCUCAAUGUGGAGGAGCUCGGGGCCGCAUUGGAGCAGAUGCGCAAAGACAUGACGGAAAUAUUGGACAAGCAACUCUUGCUGGACUCACGCCUGCGGAAAGAUUACGAGAAAGAAUAUGAGCGGCUGCGAUUGAAGGAGGAUCGGACCAACAGGGUCAAGAACUGGUGGGUGGGCCAUGGCAGUCCAGCCGAGAACGCGCUGUUUGAUCACAUUGGCCAGACCCCGAGUCUGCGGCAAGAGUUUAUCCGAACUGAGCAUGGGUCCAGUGGCGAGCUGACCUUUCGAGAAGACAGGGUGCGGGUCUGCCGCCACGAGCCUCUGUGUAUCAAGGGCUGUCCUACAAAAACGGCGUUGGCCGGCAACGAUCUGCGUUUUUUUGCCGAGAAGCAGCUCUCCAUAUUGACCCGCGUGAGCAAGACCUACUGGCUGUCCCUGAACGAACAGCACACCUUUCGAUACAUGGACCAGGAAAUCAGCACGCUGAUAUUCAUGUAUUUGCUGCUGUGCAAGCCUCUGGAGCACAUGCUGAGCAGCUGGCUGCAAAAGCGGGGCGGGCUGGACACCCCCGACGACGAGAACGGCAUUCACAAUGCCGAGCAGGACGACGAAGAUUUCCUCGACGACGAGUUGGAUGAAGACCACAUGAGCCACGACGAGACGAUGACAUUGCGACGCGAGGUCCGGGACGCUCGAAACCACUACAACAACAGCCACCUCCUCUUCAAUAUUGCGCCCCUGCAGGCGAUGACGACCAGCGCCCUGGGCAGCCUGAUCCACACUCAAGCUCAACACUCUGGGGACACGGCCCAGCGGGCCUAUGCGCGCACAGCGAGUGACCAUGUGCAAACCAAAAUGUCGUCGCGAUUGAUGCAUCAAGUGGCCUCGCAAAAAUGGCAUGCUUUGUUUGGACUAGAUCACAAGCGCAGCAUAGCCGAGUUGACCGCGAACCAAGAAGCAUUGGAAGCUCGCUAUCCCAUCAGCUGGAACCCGGUGACUGACCUCUCACCCGAGGCAAACGGGCGUAUCAUCAUGAACACGAGGGCCGAGCAUGACGUACCCUACAUGACCCAGCUGGCCAAGCAGGCAAGCAUCUCGUGGGGCCACAGUUUCAACAGCCAAGAACAGUUGGACCUGGCCGCGGCCAUUGACCAGCACCGGCCGGAAGAUGGAUGGCUAAUUGUUGUUGCACCGACAGGCAUGGGUAAAACAUUUUGUACCCUGCCCAAGCUGGGCUGUCGCCCGCAUGCCGGUACGGUGCUGUGGAUUGUGCCGUUUGUGGCCGUGGCCAACGAUUUAUUGCGGCGAUUUCAAGGCGCAGGUCACAGUGCCCAGCGAUGGCUUGGUCCCUCUACACAGGUGGCAGAUGGCCUGGACGUGCUCAUCGUCACGACCGACAUGUUUGUCCGCGUGGGAUCCGAAUCGCUACACGGAAAGGUCUGCUUUCAGCGCAUCCGCACCGUGGUGAUGGACGAGGCGCACACGCUCAUCUCGGAUGCCAGCUACCGAGAUGUGAUGGACGAAGUCGCAGCCAGUGUGGGUUCUGGCGGAUGGACCAACAUCAAACGCGUGGCGUUGACGGGCACACUUUGCAUCGGGGACCAGGAGCAUCUGUUUCGAAAGCUGGGUCAGCAAGUCGGGGGCAAGGUGUACCGUCUGGAGACGAUGCGUCGCGAUCUGCAGCUGCGUGUGCUUCACGGAAACCAGCUAAACUUUUUGUCGCAUGUGCAAGCCAUUGUGGACACGCAGCGGGUGAUGCGUCAGGCGAAUGGGAAGCGUGUGCACAUGAUGGUCUUUUGUGACACCGUGAACGAGGUGAAGCUGCUGUGUGACCAGCUGCACGCAUACGGCUACAUGGCCUUGCCCUACUACACCGACCUGGAGGAGAAGGCGCAAAAGGACCAUGUGGCACAGUGGCAACGGGGUGAAUGCGACGUCAUUGUGGCCACCAGCUGUCUCAGCACGGGCGUGGAUCUGCUCACCAUUCGCCACGUGCUGUGGUAUGGCAACGGCUACAACGUCUAUACGCUGGCCCAGGCAUUUGGUCGGGCUGGUCGCGAUAAACAGGGUGGAACUGCCGAGCUGUGGCUACCAGUGAGACGUGGGCCAGCACCGGGCAUGGAAAAGUUUGUCGAGGGCAAUGCGUGCCGCAGCUGGGCGCUCGGCAAGUUGCUAGAUCCCCGCGCCGCGACAUGCUUUGCUGCCGGCCAGCCGUUUUGUGACGUGUGCGCAGGAACAGCACAGCGCCUGGAGCCAGCAAGAGCUGCGCGCCAGCAGCGUGCUGCCCAAGCGUUGAGUGUGGCGCAUGUGGAAGCAGAGCCCGAGGCGAUGGCGGAGGAGGAAGAUGUGUUGUCUGAGCCACCUGCAGCACGGCUCGAGGAAGAAGAAUCGAUCGGGCCAGAGUCCGCCUUGGAUGUAGCUUCAGCAUCAAACGUCGAAACGGCAGCGUCUUCAGGACCAGCUGCCGUUGCGGCGCAGUCGAGCAGAAGUACUCCACGUGCCCAGGACACGGCUGUGGUGGCGACAAAUGCAGGGCCAAUGACGGAUGCUGCCGUGCCACGGAUACAGACGAGUGCUGCUUGCAUUGAUGAGGCAGAUACAGCAUCCAUGUCGGUGCCAGCUUCCCCCAUGGUCUCUGAUGCUGAUGAUGAGGCGCCUUUACAGCAAGAGGCGCGAGGCUCGGUGCAAACAACGUUGGCAGAGGGCGAGAGCACGUCACAGCCAGUCGUGCAGUCAGCAGCACAGCCAACCCCCACGAAACACGCGCCAACCCCGUCGGCCUCGAUCAUUUGCGUGCCAGUACCAUCGGCCUCGGGUUCAACCUCCUCUCCGGCGCGAUCGGCUGCAAGCUCAGCCUCGGGUACACUGCGGCGUAAGCGAGUGCCGCUGGAAGCUGAAAGUACAUGUACCCCUGGGUCUGACGAUUAUGACGACGAUGGCAACGGCGUUGCUACAAGCCCUGCUCCCUCAACAUCCAAGCGAACGGCAUCGGACGUCACGUGCACAGCUGCUGCUUCUUCAACAGCGGUUCAAGCAGCAGAGUCGCCUCUUCCCGCAGCAAAACGAGCAGCAUCAAGUGGCACGCGCACCGCUACCGUUGCCGCUACUGCUACCACUCGCUCUGAAGCCACGGUAUCUGCUGCGGCUACGCCACCGAAUCGGCACAACGUCGCGCCAAUAUUUCGGUCGAAAUCGGGGACAAAAAAAAAAAAUCUGAUGAACUACGCGGCGGCUGACAAGUUUAUUGGCGUUCUGAAGUUGAUGGAUGAUUACUGCAUGCGAUGUACCAUUCGACAGGCGAAACCCGUCCUGAAGGCCGAGCAUCAAUGCGUAUGCAAUUGUGGUUGCAAGCGGUGUCACCUCAAAGGACAUGAGACAAGUGAAUGUUUCGUGGGCUUCAAAUAUCCCAAAUGGACGUGUUGCUACGCUUGUGGAAUGCCAAGGAUGAUUCGUGGAUGGGAUACAUGGAAUCACCGUUGCAGGCAGUCUCAAGGACUGGAUUCGGGCCUGAGCUGUCUCCUCCUUUAUUCGGUCUGUCAUCCGGGGCUGCGCAACCUGUCCCAGCGGAUGGGCUACAACUUGAGGGAACAGACAUUGAAGGAUUUCGAUACGCGCGACUUGUUUGUCAAGUGGCUGUACUCGUCCGGUCCUUGUCCAUUUCCAGGGCGUGGGCAUUGGCGUCUUGUGGAAUUUGUGUUUGAAAGUGCGAGGAUUCUGCUCCCCAGUGCGGCGGAAGCCCAAGUCGGCCCCCUCGACAGCUUUCGCUAA
This is a messenger RNA of Monosiga brevicollis MX1, 4488 nucleotides long. RefSeq lists its product as uncharacterized. The record is from RefSeq and is a predicted model, not a curated record. Gene Ontology annotation, molecular function: ATP binding; nucleic acid binding. The coding region runs from base 1 to 4488 and encodes 1495 amino acids. NCBI's taxonomy places the organism in Eukaryota, Choanoflagellata, Craspedida, Salpingoecidae. The transcript has 4 exons.